Molecule: messenger RNA, 4130 nt
Organism: Dryobates pubescens (Downy woodpecker)
Lineage: Eukaryota; Metazoa; Chordata; Aves; Piciformes; Picidae
Gene: ECT2
Product: epithelial cell transforming 2
Exons: 25
Coding region: 282-3245 (987 amino acids)
Biological process (GO): mitotic cytokinesis; activation of GTPase activity; nervous system development
Cellular component (GO): cell cortex; nucleus
Molecular function (GO): guanyl-nucleotide exchange factor activity; GTPase activator activity
Source: RefSeq, a predicted model, not a curated record
UAUAAUCACUGAUGUAUUUUUCAGAUGCUCUACUGCAGAAACAACAUUACCUCAAAAACUGCAGGACUUGUUCUCUGCUUCAGGAUGAAAGAGAAGCUGAUGACCUGACUGAAAAGAACUUCCUAAGAGUACAAAUGAAGGAGGGAAUGGGAGAAACCAGGGAAGGUUGGCCUGGCCUGGAACUGCAAGAUGAUGGAUCACACUGGUACUUCAAGGUGCCGAAAAGACCUCAAGUUACUUGGUACUGAAGAAAAAAACAAACCCAGAACCAAGAUAUAAUCAUGGCUGACAACAGUACCCUGGUGUCUGAAGCUGGGAGGAGCCUCUUGGCUGAUUCUUCUGUCCUUGAGUCAAAAAUUACAGAAACCUCUAAAGAGAAUGUAUUUCCUGGAUCUGUUCCACACAUUGAAGAGGAAAUGCCUCAAAUAGAAACCAGAGUGGUCUUGGUUCAGGAAGCAGGGAGACGUGAGGAGCUUUUGAAAGCCUUGGAGACCAUUAAGAUAAUGGAAGUACCAGUUAUAAAGAUAAAGGCAACUAGUCCUGAUAAAUCAGAAGAAAAGCUAAUUAAAAGUAUUAUUCAUAUGGAAAUUAAAGUGCCCUACAUAAAGACAGACACAGUAGAAGAGCUUGGAGAUUUUGAUUCCCCAGAGUUUGAGACUGUCUUUGUUGUGUCAGAAUUCCAAGAUUCUCUCUUUAACAACCUCUGCAAAGCAGAUUGCCGAGUCAUUGGACCUCCAGUAGUGCUGCACUCUGCACAAAAAGGAGAGCCUUUGCCUUUCUCUUGUCGUCCACUGUACUGUACAAGUAUGUUGAACUUGGUACUGUGCUUUACAGGAUUCAGAAAGAAAGAGGAAUUGGUGAAGCUGGUGACCCUGGCUCAUCAUAUGGGUGGAACUAUUCGAAAGGACUUUUGCUCAAAAGUUACAUAUCUGGUGGCUAACUCAACACAUGGAGACAAAUUCAGAGUUGCUGUAAGUCUUGGUAAGCCUAUUGUGAAACCUGAAUGGAUUUAUAAGGCUUGGGAGAAAAGGAAUGAAAUUGAUUUCUGUGCAGCUAAUGUUGACUUCAGGAAUCAGUUCAAGAUUCCUCCAUUCCAGGACUGCAUGCUAAGUUUCCUUGGAUUCUCUGAUGAUGAGAAAGCUAACAUGGAAGAAAUGACAGAAAUGCAAGGAGGACAUUAUUUACCAGUUGGUGAUGAAAGAUGUACACACUUAGUGGUUGAAGAAAAUACAGUGAAAGAUCUUCCAUUUGAACCUUUAAAAAAACUCUAUGUUGUAAAGCAAGAGUGGUUCUGGGGAAGCAUUCAAAUGGAUGCCAGAGCCGGAGAGUCCAUGUAUUUAUUUGAGAAGUCAGACAGUCCUGGCCUCAAGAAGUCUGUGUCACUGCUUUCUCUGAGCACUCCAAACAGCAAUCGCAAAAGACGCCGUUUGAAAGAGACUCUUGCGCAGCUGACCAGAGAAACAGACAUGUCGCCGUUUCCUCCUCGCAAACGCCCUUCAGCGGAACAUUCGCUUUCUAUCGGCUCCUUGCUGGAUAUCUCUAACACUCCAGAGUCGAGCACUGCCAGUGGAGAAACACCAAAAUCUUGUGCAAGACCUUCCAAAAACUCAACUCCUCUUCCAGUAAAGCAGUCUGCAAGAUGGCAAGUUGCAAAGGAAUUGUAUCAGACAGAGAGUAACUACGUUGAUAUUCUAACAACGAUCAUUCAGUUAUUUCAAGUUCCACUGGAGAAGGAAGGACAACUUGGAGGACCAAUCCUUGCACAGGAAGAGAUUAAGACCAUAUUUGGCAGCAUUCCAGAUAUUCUUGAUGUCCAUACCAAAAUCAAGGAAGACUUGGAAGAUCUUAUGAUUAAUUGGACUGAAAGCAAAAGUAUUGGUGAUAUCAUUCUUAAAUAUUCAAAGGACUUGUUGAAAACAUACCCUCCAUUUGUGAAUUUCUUCGAAAUGAGCAAGGAGACUAUUACUAGAUGUGAAAAACAGAAGCCAAGGUUUCAUGCCUUCCUAAAGAUAAACCAAGCUAAACCUGAAUGUGGUCGCCAAAGCUUAGCUGAACUCCUUAUCCGUCCUGUUCAAAGGCUGCCUAGUGUUGCUCUACUGCUAAAUGAUAUUAAGAAGCAUACAGCAGAAGAGAACCCAGAUAAAAUAACGCUGGAGAGAGCUAUCGAAUCCUUGAAGGAAGUGAUGACGCACAUCAAUGAAGACAAAAGAAAAACAGAGGCACAAAGGCAGUUCUUUGAUGUUGUCUAUGAAGUCGAUGGAUGUCCAGCCAAUCUCUUGUCCUCUCAUCGAAGCUUAGUUCAGCGUUUGGAAACCGUAGCACUCAGUGAUGACCUUUGUGACAGGGGAGAACAGGUCACGCUCUUUCUGUUCAAUGAUUGCUUAGAGAUUGCAAGGAAACGGCAUAAAGUUAUCAGUGCUUUCAAGAGUCCACAUGGCCACACGAGGCCACCUGCAUCUCUUAAGCAUGUUGUUCUGAUGCCUCUCUCCCAGAUCAAGAAAGUCUUAGACAUCAGAGAAACAGAAGAUUGCCAUAAAGCCUUUGCCUUAGUUGUGCGGCCUCCUACAGAACUCAACAACAAGCUGCUGAGUUUCCAGAUGAUAACUGAAGAACCUCCUAAAGAAGACUGGUUGAAGAUGUUGUGUCGGCACGUGGCUAACACCAUUUGUAAAGCAGAUGCAGAAAAUCUGAUUUAUACUGCUGAUCCUGAUUCCGUUGAAGUAAAUACUAAAGAUAUGGACAGUACUUUAAGCAGAGCAUCCAGGGCAAUAAAGAAAACCUCAAAAAAGGUUACAAAAGCAUUUUCUUUCUCCAAAACACCAAAGAGAGCUCUGCGGAGGGCUUUAAUGUCUCAUAGUGCAACAGAAGGAAGAAGUCCCAGCUCAGCUAAUGAGAGUUACAUAGGCAGCCGACUGACCAGUACGUCAUCAUUAGCGAUUGCUCGUUCAUCUUCUACCUGCAGCCUAAAUGGAUCUGUCCAGUGUCCUGUAAAUGUUCAUCGUUCCCACUCUGUUGAUUGGAACUCCCAGAACUCCAGGCCUCGGCCUGUGCUGUGUCCUGCCUCUACAAAUAUUUGUCUUUCAAAUACUGUAGAAGAAAAAAACUCUUUCAGCUUGGAAAGCUUAAAUGGUCAUGGCUUGGACAGGUCAUGUCCUACCUCUAUUGUUAUUAUUACUACUUGUGAUGAUGCUGGAGAUAACCAGUCUGGUGCUGAAAAGUUCUGUACAUCAAAUCCUGGCUGUUAAUGCCCAUCUUGCAUGAAGUGAGCAAAAAAAAAAAAGUAAUCUUGAUUCCUCUAAGGUAGCAUUACACCUAUAUAACACUAGAAUCCACAAGGUGUUUUAAGUGGUGCUGGGUUUUUGCUUGAUUUGUUCCAGCGCAUGGGGUUGGAGUCCACAAUCACAAGUGAUCUGGUUCUGGGUGCUAAGUUAAUUCUUUAACAAACCCUUUUAACUUCCUGCAUUUUUUUUUUCCUUAACUCAUUUCUGUACAAUUGAAUUCUCUGUUUGGUUGUCCAAGUGUGUGUCCAAAGUGGUAGUGUAGCUCAUUGGCCAGAGCCAUGAGUAACUUGGCUGCUGGGAAGUCUUGAGCAGCUCCUUUUACCCAUGAUCUCCAGUUUCUAUUGCCCUAUCUGUAAAUAGAAGAAAAUAUCCUGUAUAAAAUGCUUUGGAGUCUAAUAAGAGCUGCUACAUGAAGAGGAGUUUAGGAUUUAGUUUUCAAAUAGUACCCAUGACUGCACAGAGAAGAGGUGCCAUAAACAGGCAUUAGACUUCAUAGUGAAGUGGUAUAAACUUACCUACUCAAAACAGCCCUAUUUAAAAGGCUCUUGAAGCAUGCAGGUGCAGCAAGCUGUCAGACUACCAUGACCUGUUUGUAUGCUGAAAAGCUUGGCUGUGCUCAAACUGAAGAUUGCUUGUGAAAGUAUCAUGUGGUCUAGUGUAAAAAGAACAUAAAAUUUCAGCGGACCCAAAGAGGUUAACUUCUAGUGCUGCGUAUUGGUGCUGCUUCCACUGUAAUUUUAUGCCCCAGAAGCAGCUUAUGCUCCCAGCACCAGAAGAGGCAGCUUUUUGACUAGUUUAUGCCCAUUCAGGCACAGAUGAAGCAAUCUUUGACAAAUCUUUGUGAUACCU